AUGGCCAUCCUUCAACAAACCGAUGGCGAAGAAGCAUGCUUGGGGGACGGUGCAGUGCCUGCGGAACCAACUGGCAAAGUCUCUUCUAGUAGCAAGGCGACGAAAACGGUGUUACAACAGGUUCUAGAGAGUGACGAAUCAAGGAGUGGGAUUGUCAGAAAAAUCGAUAUCCUAUCUCGGGCCUUUGAAGCCCCAGAGGACAAGCUCGGACCGACCCAUGCGGUGAGACAGCUCCGGCACGAGCAGCUGGAACAGGAGCUUUUUCUCGCGCAGAAAAAUGCGGCUCUGAAAAGCGGUGCUCGAGGCUUGCAGGCAAGAAAGGAGUUGAAAGCCGUGGAGCACAAGGUGGUCGAGUCUUCCAACACCCUCGACCAGCCACUAGAAACCACAGAUGCAUCCGUAAUUCACGAAGAGACCCAAGCUGCUGUGGAGAUGCUUGACGAUCUUCAAGCUCGAUUUGAAGCCAUCAACGCUGUCGACAGGGAGCAAGAAGCUCGAAAGAUAUUACUAGGUCUCGGUUUCAGGGAAUCCUCGUUCGAUCAGCCAGUCCAGUCAUUAUCCGGCGGCUGGCGGAUGCGUUGCAUGCUUGCUGGAGUCCUCAUCCAAAAGGCUGAUAUAAUGAUCCUCGACGAGCCAACGAAUUUCCUAGAUUUGCUAGGCGUCAUCUGGCUGGAAACGUACCUAACACGAAUGCGUGGCGAAAGUGAUAAAACAGUAGUUGUGGUCUCCCACGACAGGGAUUUCCUCAACGCAGUGUGCGAAGAGAUCAUUAUCUUGAAAGAUCAGACGCUGACAUAUUUCAAGGGAAAUAUAUCUGCGUAUGAAAAGGACAUUGAAGCUCAAAAAUUGUACUGGGGGAGAAUGAAAGAGGCGCAGGACCGCCAAACGGCUCAUAUGAAAGCCACCAUCAGAGAUAAUAUCAAACUUGGUAAGAAAACUGGUGACGACAAUAAACUCCGCAUGGCGAAAUCCCGACAAAAGAAACUUGAGGAGCGAAUGGGCGUUGAAGUUAGUGCCACUGGGGGGAGGUUCAAGCUCAGUCGGGACCGUGUGGGAUGGCACGAUUCAUUACGGGCUGAGAUUGAAGUUCCAGCGGAUGAGAAGGGCGCGAGCCUUGAAAUUCCAGACGCCCCCGAUUUGCGAUUUCCAGGAGCGUUGCUCUCCUUAGAAGCGGCGACCUUUGAAUACAAGAGCAAAGGUGCUUUGGUGCUUGAUGGAAUUGACUUGGUUAUCCAUAUGGGUGACCGGGUGGGUAUCAUGGGUCUCAAUGGAAGCGGUAAGACAACACUUAUUGGUGUGCUCGUUGGGGCCUUGGAACCAACACAGGGGAAACUGUCACGCCAUCCUAGGCUUAAGCUUGCUUAUUAUUCCCAGCACGCCGUUGAAGACCUUCAAGGCUUGGGUGGAUCGAGGCCCGGGUUAACCGCGUUGGGAUUGAUUUCGCAAGAGGCCGAGGGAGACCUCAGCGAAGGCGAUGCUCGCGCAAUCUUGAGCUCGGUUGGUCUGGUUGGAAGGGUAGCAUCCGACGUCCAGAUCGGACAGCUUUCGGGUGGCCAGUUAGUCCGGGUAGCACUCGCUAGGAUCCUCUGGAAACGACCGCAUCUCCUAAUUCUCGACGAAAUCACAACGCAUCUCGAUUUCCACACGGUGAUCGCGCUAUCAUGCGCUCUCUCGGAAUUCAACGGAGCGAUCCUUCUUGUGUCGCACGACCGGUUCCUCGUCCGGGCUGUCGUUGAGGGGAAGAGAGACGCGGACCAUGAGGUAGAAAACAGCGUCAUAGGCGAGUCUGAAGACGAGAACGAGAUGGGCCGGCGCCACGUUUUUGUUUUGAAAGCAGGCAAAUUGCAUCUCCAGGAAAAUGGUGUUGAGCAAUUUGAGCAGAGCCUAGAGAAGAGGGUCCGGAAAAUGAUGGCCGCAGGAUGA
This is a messenger RNA of Uncinocarpus reesii 1704, 1923 nucleotides long. RefSeq lists its product as uncharacterized. Bases 1 to 1923 code for a protein of 640 amino acids. The record is from RefSeq and is a predicted model, not a curated record. Gene Ontology annotation, molecular function: ATP hydrolysis activity; ATP binding. The transcript has 5 exons. Lineage: Eukaryota; Fungi; Ascomycota; Eurotiomycetes; Onygenales; Onygenaceae.